Molecule: messenger RNA, 1103 nt
Organism: Lacerta agilis (Sand lizard)
Lineage: Eukaryota; Metazoa; Chordata; Lepidosauria; Squamata; Lacertidae
Exons: 2
Coding region: 47-931 (294 amino acids)
Source: RefSeq, a predicted model, not a curated record
AAUUGUUCCCCCAACCCCGUUCCGUAUCCACCUCUCAUAAGUUACAAUGGCUUCCUUAGUACCAGAGACUUUGGAUAACCCACCUCAGCCUUCAGGUGAUGAAGGGAUCCCAGGUCUCCCUGCCCCGCUGCAACAGGGCAAGCCACUCCCCAUUGCAGGAAGUGGUACCAAGCCUGGGGGAGGGAACACCUCGCAAGACUUCCUGCUUCCUCCACCUCUUCUGCCACCGCCCCAUCUCUUUAGCCAGGCGGCUCCGCACAACACCUCUACCGGAGUUGUCUACAGCCUGCCGGGCUCCACCGCAGCAAUGACCUCAUCACCCCCGAGGCUGGUCCAAACUCUCCCGGGCUCCUUCCCUGAUAUCUACGACGGAGACAUGAAGAGGUGGGAGGACCAUUUCCGCAGCAUCCAGAGAGCCUACAAAGAGUUUGGCAAAGAGGAUGACUUUGCGAUCCGGGUGCUCACUGAAGAUUUCACCCUCCCGUUCCCUUUCGCCUGGCCCAGCAAGGGUGAGGCGUCCCGGCAGCUGGCGUACGACCCAUCGGACUGCUCUGGCUUCGAUUUCUUCCUGCACCCAGGGCAACCGGUCCCUCACCUCCUCCAGCCGCUGCAUGCCACCACCCAGGCAUUCUUCAAGAAGAGGCGUUUGGAGCAACUAGCUCUCAGUUACGCCAGCAAAGCGUCCCUCACCGGCGCUCCUGGGCUGCCCACGCCGCAAGAAACGAGUCCCACCUUGCGGCCGGACAUCAUGGUCAUCACCAGCAUGCCGUGCGUGGCUGCUGCGGCGGCUCCCGGCGAGCCGCCUUUCCUCCUGCAGGACGGCAAAGGCCACAGGAACAUCCAACCUGCCCCAAUAGCUAUCCCAAGUUCAGCACCAAUGCAGUCGAUCAACCUUCAGUUCAUGAGCCCCACGCACCAUGGGCAGUUUUAGUCCUCUUGGACAUUCUAGAUCAAAGGAAGGCAACCUGAUGCUCUCCAGGUUUUGAGCUCCCAUCAGCCCUUGCAGCUUGGAUAUUAGUCAGGGGUGAUGGAAACAUCUGCAGGGCAUCAUGUUGGCCACCACUAUUCCAGAUGUUAGCAAUAGUCCCCAAGCAGGAUGUAUU